ACUAAACUACGUUCAUCGUACGUUAUCCAUUACUGCUACUGUACAUUACGUACACUCGUUGGCUGUUCUUAGAUAUUUUUCUCUCCUUCAGUCCUUCCUCGAUUUUGCAUUUAUGUUUUUUAGUAGUUUGUUUCUUGUUCUAUUUUUUGCUUCUUCAGCUAUCUAGUUUCUUCAAAACUUAAGUUCUUUCAUAGUUUCAUUGAACCACUCAUUGCUGUGCAUGUAACUAGCCACUCUCUGAAGUCUGGACUGCACAAAUGGCAUGUUUGGGAAGAACAACAGAUAACUUCUCACGCAUUUGCCUUGGAGAUUUCAGUUUGACUUCCUUUUCCACCCAAAGGUGCAUUAUAGACAUUGUCAACAUUUUUUUUCUGGGUGUCUUUUAUGCAUCCUUGCUCACCAAUCUGAUCAAGAAAAGCCCUAGUGCCCCUUUGAAUGCUGGAACUAUCUUCUCAGUUAUUGCAGCAUUGAGAAGCAUGGGAGAGCCUGUCGCAUUGAUUCCAGAAGCACUUUCUGUUCUGAUCCAAGUUAAGGUAUCCUUUGAUCGUCUCAACACCUUUUUGCUUGAUGAUGAGAUAAAAAGUGAUGAUAUUAGAAGAACUUCAAAACAAGAUUCUUGCAGCAGAAGUGUUGAAAUCCUAGAAGGCAACUUCAGUUGGGAUCAGCAAUCAGUGCCUCCAACUUUGAGAGAUGUGAAUUUUGCGAUCAAGUGGGGGCAGACAGUGGCAGUUUGUGGCCCAGUUGGAGCUGGAAAAACAUCUCUCCUAUAUGCAAUACUUGGAGAGAUACCCAAAAUUUCAGGAACUGUUAGUGUAGGUGGAACACUUGCCUACGUUUCGCAAACUCCUUGGAUCCAAAGUGGUACAAUUCGUGAUAAUAUUCUCUAUGGAAAACCAAUGGAUGAAACCAGGUAUGAGUAUACCAUUAAGGUCUGUGCAUUGGAUAAAGAUAUUGAUGGAUUUAGCCAUGGUGAUCUUACAGAAAUAGGUCAGCGAGGGAUUAACAUGAGUGGAGGACAAAAGCAAAGGAUUCAACUUGCUCGAGCUGUCUAUAAUGAUGCUGAUAUCUAUCUCCUAGAUGAUCCUUUUAGUGCUGUAGAUGCUCAUACCGCUUCUAUUCUGUUUAAUGAUUGUGUCAUGACUGCUUUAAGAAGGAAAACAGUUAUUCUUGUGACUCAUCAAGUUGAAUUUCUCUCACAAGUUGAUAAAAUCCUGGUAGUGGAAGGAGGUAAAAUCACUCAAUCGGGUAGUUAUGAAGAUCUGCUGACAGCUGGAACAGCCUUUGAACAGCUCUUGAGUGCUCAUAGAGAGGCAAUUACAGGGAUAGAAAAAAGCGGUGCAAACAAAAGAGAAUUUGAAAAUGUGGUUACAGUUCAGCCUGAGGAUUCUCAUGUUUUUAAUCUCGCUAAAGGUGGAAGUGAUGGGGACAUUUCUACCAAGGUUCAACUUACACAAGAAGAAGAAAAGGAGAUUGGUGAUGUUGGAUGGAAGCCUUUUUGUGACUAUAUUUUGUUCCCCAAGGGAUCUUUGUUUCUAUGUUUGAGCGUAUUAGGACAGUUGGCUUUUGUAGGUUUGCAGGCUGCAUCAACUUAUUGGCUUGCUCUAGCCAGUGAAAUCUCAGAAGUAACUAGCAGCAUCUUAAUUGGAGUUUAUAGUGUGAUAUCUUUUUUAAGCAUUAUCUUUGUAUAUUUGAGGUCUUACUUUGCUGCACAUCUUGGUUUAAAAGCUUCUAAAGCCUUCUUCUGUGCCUUCACUGAUGCUAUCUUUAAUGCUCCUAUGUUGUUCUUUGAUUCAACCCCAGUAGGGAGGAUUUUGACCCGAGCUUCGUCAGAUUUGAGUAUUUUAGAUUUUGAUAUCCCUUUUACCACCAUUUCCGUAACAGCUGAAGUAACUGAACUUCUGACUAUGAUUGGGAUAAUGGUUUCUAUCACAUGGCAAGUGCUCAUUGUUGCAGUUCUUGCUAUGGUGGCUUCAAAAUAUAUUCAGGGCUAUUAUCAAGCUUCUGCAAGAGAAAUUAUACGAAUCAAUGGAACUACCAAAGCUCCUCUUAUGAAUUUUACUGCUGAGACAUCACUUGGUGUGGUUACUAUAAGAGCUUUCAACAUAGCUGACAGAUUUUUCAAAAACUACCUUAACCUAGUUGAUACAGAUGCCACGAUGUUCUUUCAUUCUAAUGCUGCCAUUGAAUGGUUAAUUUUAUGGGUUGAAGUACUUCAGAAUUUGACACUCUUCACUGCAGCUUUGCUUCUUGUUCUACUUCCAAAGGGAUAUGUGGCCCCCGGCCUUGUGGGACUUUCUCUGUCUUAUGCUUUUUCUUUGACAGCAACCCAAGUUCACCUGACUCGAAUGUUUUGCAACUUAUCAAACUAUGUGAUCUCGGUUGAAAGAAUCAAGCAAUUCAUUCACAUACCAGCAGAGCCUAUUGCAAUUGUAGAGGACAAUAGACCACCAGCUUCUUGGCCUUCCAAGGGUCGAAUAGAUCUCCAAUCUCUAGAGAUUAGAUAUCGUCCAAAUGCUCCAUUAGUCCUUAAGGGCAUCUCUUGUACGUUUAAAGAAGGGAGUAGAGUGGGAGUUGUAGGAAGGACUGGAAGUGGAAAAACUACACUUAUAAGUGCUUUGUUUCGCUUAGUUGAGCCUAGUAGAGGUGACAUUCUUAUAGACGGGAUUAAUAUAUGCUCAAUAGGGCUAAAAGAUUUGAGAUCAAAGCUAAGCAUCAUUCCUCAAGAACCAACUCUUUUCAAGGGUAGCAUUCGAAACAACUUGGACCCUCUAGCCCUGUACUCUGAUGAUGAAAUAUGGAAGGCUUUAGAGAAAUGUCAGCUUAAGGCAAUAAUUAGUAGUCUACCAAAUCUCUUGGACACUUCUGUGAGUGAUGAAGGUGACAACUGGAGUGUGGGGCAGCGCCAACUCAUAUGUCUAGGAAGAGUACUUCUUAAGAAAAACAUAAUUCUUGUUCUGGAUGAAGCUACUGCUUCCAUUGAUUCUGCCACAGAUGUUAUUCUACAACGAGUCAUCAGACAAGAAUUUUCAGAAUGCACAGUUAUAACUGUGGCUCAUAGAGUUCCAACUGUAAUAGACAGUGACAUGGUCAUGGUCCUAUCUUAUGGGAAACUGGUUGAGUAUGACAAGCCUUCAAAGCUUAUUGAUACCAACUCUUCAUUCUCUAAGCUGGUAGCUGAAUAUUGGUCCAACUGUCAUACGAAUUUGCUUCAAAAAGAUUAGCAUGCAUCAACAUUAGCACUGAGAAGAAGCAAUAUAAUAUGAAAGUUAGUAUGUAAAGUUGAAUAAUUUUCAUUACAUAUAUACGAAAUUAUCUAGGGUUGAAUAAUUUUCAUUACAUCUAUUUUCUUUAUAAUAUAGAAACCCAAAGUAAAAGCAUUAAUCUUUGUUAAUGCACCUGAGGUUUUUAAUUUACACCA
Messenger RNA from Cajanus cajan (pigeon pea), 3418 nucleotides. RefSeq names its product ABC transporter C family member 8. The record is from RefSeq and is a predicted model, not a curated record. Gene Ontology annotation, cellular component: membrane. Gene Ontology annotation, biological process: transmembrane transport. Gene Ontology annotation, molecular function: ATP hydrolysis activity; ATP binding; ABC-type transporter activity. NCBI's taxonomy places the organism in Eukaryota, Viridiplantae, Streptophyta, Magnoliopsida, Fabales, Fabaceae.